Messenger RNA from Branchiostoma floridae (Florida lancelet), 1424 nucleotides. RefSeq names its product ciliogenesis and planar polarity effector 2-like. The coding region runs from base 62 to 865 and encodes 267 amino acids. NCBI's taxonomy places the organism in Eukaryota, Metazoa, Chordata, Leptocardii, Amphioxiformes, Branchiostomatidae. Gene Ontology annotation, molecular function: GTPase activity; GTP binding. The record is from RefSeq and is a predicted model, not a curated record. The transcript is spliced from 6 exons.
GAUUUGCAAACAAACAAAAAUGGCGGCCAAAUCGUGAUAUUUUUCCCCUCGGUUCUGAAAAAUGUCUGCCACGGUCACGUCGCUGGUUUCUCCGGGCGCCCUGAUCAGCCCCGAGUGGCACAAGACGCCGGAGGGACGGGAGUACCUCGCCGGGAUACUCAGGAGAAACAGACGGCGGAUUUUCGGUCUGUUGGAGCGCCCCAGUCUGUCACCCCAGCAGGAACCAGAGAUGGUCUCCUACAAGAUCUACCUGGCAGGGAAGUCUGGUGUGGGCAAGACGGCAACGGUCGCCAAGCUGGCCGGGAUAGAGGUCCCACCUACACACCAGGAGACACCAGGUAUCCAGACCACAGUGCUGUACUGGCCAGCCAAGCUGGUACAGAGGGAGAAGGUCAUCAUGUUCAAACUGCACUUCUGGGACGCAGGCGAGCAGGCACUCAAGAAGUUUGACCACAUCUUACCUGCCUGUAAAGACAAGGUGGAUGCAGUGUUGUUCCUCUUCUCCUUCACGGACCGCUCCAGUUUUGACGACCUGCCCCACCUCAUGUCCCGGGUAGUGGAAUCUUCCGAGUCCAUCCUCAGACUGGUGGUCGGGACAAAAUAUGACCAGACAUUACAUAACGAGGUUCCUACGCGAGACAUCCGUGAGUUCGAGCACCGCUGGAAGGUACCGGUCCUGAUGAUUCGCAACGUGGACGGCCCACGAACACCGGACGGAAAAGCACUGGAUGGAAGGGCCGGAAUCAUGGAGGUGGCACAGUUCUUGAACAGUAUCUGUGAGCACCUGUGGAGACACGACCAGAUCGCAGCUGGGAUCUACCGACCUCCGGACUACACAGGGGAGCCCAAGAUAUCCUUCAUCUAACUUUAUCUCAAUUAUAAUUCAAAGGGACAAGUGAAAUAUAUUAAGUUUUGAUGGACCACAAAUUCAACAGUGGACAUUAACUCUUAUAAUUCCAGUCCCGGUGGACUGAUAAUGCCAAAGAAAAACAUUGUGAUAGAGGCCUUGUCAAGAUUGUCUUGAAAACCUUAAUAUCUGAAGUGUAUAAACCUUAGGAUUACUGAUGCUGCAUUGGUGCUUUCUCAUUAAAUUCGUGUAUUCAAUUUCAUGUAUGUUUGCUAAUGUGGCAGUAUUAUGGCAUCUGGAGGAAUUAUGGGAGUUAAGGUACCCAAAUUUAAGUUCUACUACAAUUUGGAGCAUUUUCAAAUCCAUAUUCUACCCUUUAAUAUUCUGUAACAUAGUUUAGAGAAAUUUGAAGCCAAAAUCCAUGUUUUCACAUUUCAUAGUAACAGGGGAGGAUAUACAAAUGUAGGGCUGCAACAUUCUGGGAUGAAAGCAACCAUGGAAUCCAAAGAGGUCUUUUUUGUAAUGCACAUGGAAUUAUUGGACAUUGGUUAGAAAAGUUCAUAUUGAAAUAUCGUUA